AUGAUACGAAGCAGGUCUACUCCAUUCCGCGUCUCCAUUAAGGGACAAAGCGGGCACCCGAGCGGAUCCCGGUGCGGGCGAAUUGAAAUAUCCGCGAACAAUACAACCCACGAUAUAGGGAUUUGCGUCGUAUUGAAGGCUCGAGUGCUCGCGGAGAGGGGGGGAGGGCUCAGAUUAAGUAACAAUAAUGCAAACAAUAAUGCACACACAAAGAGCGGGCUCCCGAGUUCUCCCGAGCUGCGC
This is a messenger RNA of Iphiclides podalirius (scarce swallowtail), 243 nucleotides long. The record is from the annotation of a GenBank genome assembly. Lineage: Eukaryota; Metazoa; Arthropoda; Insecta; Lepidoptera; Papilionidae.